Molecule: messenger RNA, 951 nt
Organism: Malassezia vespertilionis
Lineage: Eukaryota; Fungi; Basidiomycota; Malasseziomycetes; Malasseziales; Malasseziaceae
Exons: 3
Coding region: 1-951 (316 amino acids)
Cellular component (GO): peroxisomal membrane
Molecular function (GO): AMP transmembrane transporter activity; FAD transmembrane transporter activity; ADP transmembrane transporter activity
Source: RefSeq, a predicted model, not a curated record
AUGGUGAGCGACUCUUUUGUGCAUGCGUGCGCCGGCGGUGCCGGCGGCCUCGUUGCUAUGACGGCGACCUACCCACUCAUGGGCAUCUCUACACGUGCCGCGAUUGACCAGUCGAAAAACCCCGGCGAGUCGCUUGCGAAGGCGGUGACCAAGGUGAUUGCCAAGGAAGGCUUGUUGGGUCUGUACGACGGCCUCGGCUCGUCUCUGAUUGGAAUUGGCGUCUCCAACUUUGUGUACUACUUCUUCUUCGAGGCGACGCGCGACUUUGUACUGCGCGCAAAACAGGCGACGUCCGCCGCGUCGCUGGGAACGCUCACGACGCUCGAGAGUAUCGGCGCGGGCCUGAUCUCCGGCAUCGCCACUGCGUUCAUCAGCAACCCUAUCUGGGUCGUCAACACCCGCCAGACGAUCCGUGCGGUUGUGCCCGAGAAGGAUGCCGACGGGCAGCUCACCAGAAAAGUGCGUCGUUUGUCGUUCCUCGAGACCAUGAAGGGUAUUGUGAAACAGGACGGCAUCGGCGCGCUCUGGAAAGGCAUUGGGCCCGCGCUGGUGCUUGUCACGAAUCCCGUGCUGCAGUACACUGUGUUUGAGCAGCUCAAGGGGUGGGUGCUCAAGUCGCGCAGCGCGCGUGCAUCCAAACACGCGGCGCAGCCGCUGCUCGGCGACUUUGACUUUUUCUGGCUCGGCGCGCUGAGCAAGCUGGUCGCAACUGCAGUGACGUACCCCCAGAUCGUGAUCAAGUCCCGCCAGCAAGCCAUGACGAACGAGUCUCUGCAAGGGAAAAAGAUGCCGAACGUGUGGACGGCUAUGACGGAUGUGAUUCAGGAUGAAGGCAUCGUGGGUCUUUACCGCGGGAUCUCCUCCAAGAUGCUCCAGUCGAUUUUGACCGCAGCGAUCCUCUUUUCGUCCAAGGAGCGCAUUUUUGCCAUGACCAAAUCGAUGUUGCGCUAG